CUGACGGUCAACCGCGGUCAACGCGCGGUUACACCGAUGGUCAAACCGCGUGUUGACCGCGGUUGGUUGAUCGUCGGUUCAACCGCGCGUUGACAGCGGUCAACCGUCGCUCAAACCGCGGGGCCAGUUCAGUACCUUCUUCGGUGACGACGCGAGCGGUGACGACGCGAGCGGCGACAACGCGAGCGGCGACGAGCAGUGACGACGCGAGCGGCGACUGGCGGGCGGCGGCGACUUGCGGUCGAGAUCGGCGAGAUGAUUCGGCGGCGCGAGAUAGGUCGGCGGCUGCUUGACAGGUGAGAGGAGUCGCGGGUGAGAGGAGUUGAGGGGGGAGGAGAAUGAAUUUGAAUUGCUAAGGGCUUGUUUGUUUAAGUCAAUUUUGAAUUUUUGCUUAAGGGUAUAUAAGUAAUUUUACAUUUAAGUUAGGGCGACGUUUAGCAAUUCUUAGGGCGACAUUUAGCGAUUCAGAUGAUAAAUAGUUGAUAAUGUCCUUAUCAGCCAUGAAGUUAUGCACUAUCUCCGGAAUAAGAGGCAAGGGAAAAAAGGCUUUAUGACUCUCAAGGUUGACAUGGAAAAGGCAUAUGAUAGAGUCGAAUGACCUUUUUCACUUGCUAUCUUCGAUAAGCUGGGGUUUUGUCCGCAAUGGAUAGGUUGGAUAAGAGAGUUGAUUUCCUCAGCGAAGUUCUCAGUAAUGAUGAACGGCAAACCGUGUGGUUUUUCCCCCUUGGUGAAUUGUGGUGCAAAGUUACUAAUGCUUGAAUUUGUAAUAGAAUGAAUUGUGGUCUUAUUAUCGGGAGCUUAUCCUAGCAAUAACCCUGUGGUGAAUAACUAUGCAUAACCCAAUCAGAAUCCGCCACAUCAACGUUCAUUCUCUCUCUCUUAAAGUCGAAAUUUAAUUUUUUAACGGACGAUUUCUCACUCGUUUUAAGUCGAAAUUUAAUUUUUUUUGCACAGUUAGAUUAGAUUAAUUGUGCUCUUCAAAAUGAUAUCCACUUUGAUAUAUUUUUGGAACAAAAAAAUUGAGCCUUUUUUACCAGUCUAUACCAUAUGGUAUUUUUACUGGUAUUGAAAUAAGAGCAUACCUAUGGUAUGAAAAGCACAUCAUGGUGGUAUGAACAAACCAAGACUGUAGGAUGGUUGAAUACAUGAUAGUACAAGUAUAUUAACUAUCAUUUAUGACUUUUAACAAUGUGUACCACAAGAUAUCACCUCGUACAAGGGGUGGUAUUGUGUGGUAUUUUUUGGUCUUGUAUUUUGUUCACUCAGAAAUUUGUAGAUCCAAUAGAUCAUGAUGAACUCGCUCCUUCAGUGCAAAAUUUUUAAAAAACAAAUUAAAAGCGAAGAAGAUACCAUAUGGUAUGUAGUGGUACCGAGAGGCAAUAAUUUUUUUCCUAAAAAAAUAUUGAAAAUGGAUCUCAUUUUGUAGAGCACAGCGAACUCGUUCCAUCUUUGCCAAAAAAUUGAAAUCCGAGUUUAAACGAAGAAGAUAUGAGCCGAUUAAGAAAAUAGGAAAAAUAAAAAAAUCUUUAAUUCUCCACCCUUACAUUUGGAUUUUUUGAAUGAAUAGUCCGGAUUUAGUUAUUGAUGGGUGCAUAACCAUGAGUUAUGCACCUUAUCUCGAGCCCUUAUUACCGCCUAAUUUAUUCCAUCGCUUCCAUAUUCCUUCUUAAUUUCUUAUUUUUUAUAAUAUUUUGGCUGAUAUUAUUAUUUUUUGGAUAACAGUGAUAUAAGUUUCAAUUUGUGAUUAAUGUACUACUUAAGAGAUUCGAACCUGGGACCUCCAGGUUUUAGACUAAUAGUAUUACCACUAGGUCAAGCCCUUGUUCGUAUAUUAUGUUUUAGAGAAGUCGAUUACUUGAUUUCACAUAAUCGAAUAGUCGAUUACUGGAUUAGUCGAUUAUUUGAAAUAGAGUAAUCCACUCUCUAAAAUCCAUUGCUUUCGUCCUCAAAUCAUGGAAACAAAUAUUAUUAACUUAACAAAUCUUAAAGAAGUUGGCAACCUAUUGGAAUUUUUUUGGCAAUUAAAGCCCCAACUCUAAUUAAUUAAUUAAUCAUUAUGUGAGACCUUAGUACGUGAGCUUUUGUCCAGAAUGUGACAAUCCUCUCCCUUUCUCUCUCUUAAUUUUCCUUUUUGAAAAAGUUCGUCAAAAAAUAAUUUAAUUAAGUUUAGACAAGAGGAGAUCUUUCCCCCUUUCUCUUGACGGAAUGUUUUGCCUAUCAUAAUCCGGCAUAAUCCGAUCAGUAUAAUCCAUGUUUUUAGUACAUCGAUAAAUUUGUGAAGAAGAACUGAUUCGCUCAAUUUAUACCAGAUUAAACCAAAAUUUAAUUGGAAUUGUGAAUGAAAUAUUUGUUGCCAAACAAUUCGUUUAACUUGUAACCCAUCAAACGUGUAUCACAAUUGUGAUCCAUAAUUUCUAAGUUCUAAGUUCUAACAAUAUGGAGAACUUUUAUAAUGAUGUAAUGUCAAUAUACGGGAUGGGUUAGGGUGGAAACUAGAAUUCUAGUAGCCACCGUGGCUACUUCAGUAUCCUCCGUCUAUUUUUUUUAUUUUUUAUUUUUUUUAAUCUCACGGUUAAAAUUGCUUCAGGGUAAUAUUGGAAACAAAAAAAAAAGACCACACCUGAUUAUUCUAUAUGCUCUACCUAAACCCUAAUUCUCCCCCUCUCUCAUCCAAACCCUACUUCUAUCCACCGGCCGCCUCCACCACUACCAUAGCGGUAGCCUCGCCGGCCGCCUCCACCAGCCAUGACACACCCCUCCAAUAGCAGCGACUUCCGCCUCCACGUUCCAAAAACCCCGCCAUCCGUCGUUGUCCAACCGCGAAUUAGGUGGCUCCGUUCCACAUCAUCGUUUGAGAGAGAGUGCCAUGAAGUAUAUAUAUAUACAUACAUGGAUGUAACGAGAGUGAGAAGCAGAGUAGUGGCGGAAGGCAGAACCAACAUCCAAAGAAAGGCAAAGAGAAAGCAAAAGUAUGAUUUGAAAUGGUAUGAAUCCAUGGCUCCGCCUACUCCGUGCAGCCGCCGCCAACUUCGUGCAUCCGACGACGAUGACUCUGUGCAACCCACAAUGAUGACUCCGUGCAGUCGAAGACGACCCCGUGCAGCCGACAGCGCCGCUAUCUUUCUCUCCGGGUCGGCGACUGUCUGUUUCUCGGACGGUGAAUCGGCGAGGGGUUCGACGGCUUUGUAUCGUUUCCCGCGACGACGACUAUUUGUUUCUCUGUAUGGUGAAGAUGGCGCACCCGCGAGGUUGAUUUCACCUCCUCCGGAUUCUGAGUCGGCUAUUGGCGAGAUUUGAUGCAUUGGUAGUGAUCUAUUGUUUUGGUAGUUAUCUUCUCACAUGUAUAGCUUGGCGUGGAAUGGUAGUGUUCAUUGGUAUGUUUGCAAUGGUAGUGUUCCAGUUUUAUGCAAUUGUUGUGUUUGCAAUGGUAGUGAGUUUUAUGCAAUUGUAGUGUUUGCAAUGGUAGUGUUCGAGUUUUGGUAGUGUUCAUUGGACUUUUUGUGUGUUAAUUGGUAUGUUUGCAAUGAAUGAAAUUCAUACCAAACUAAUCAGACACAAUAAUACGUUGCACAAUAAGGCAAAAUCAAUACCAUUUCAAUAAUGAUAAUCACAAUACCAAUCCAAUUCAUACCACCAGAAUCAAUCCAAUAUGAAAUU
This is a messenger RNA of Linum trigynum, 3657 nucleotides long. The record is from the annotation of a GenBank genome assembly. Lineage: Eukaryota; Viridiplantae; Streptophyta; Magnoliopsida; Malpighiales; Linaceae.